AUGGCAGAGAGCCAAGCCUGCGAUCUCCAGGGGUAUUUCGGGAAGCCAAGCCACGGCAAGCAAUACGAAUCGCGUUGCGAAGCGCUCACGGACAUCUCUGAAAUGCUGGCGUUUGCCGCCAAAUGCGCCGCCAUCCUCAACCCUUCCCAUCAGACACCUCAGACCGACGUUGGGGAAUAUCUGACAUCAGAUGUUUACGAGAUCUUGGCUGAUGAGAUCACAGCGACUCUGCGAGGGCCCUUCGCGACUUUCUAUCUACUGUCCUUCCUCUGGCAAGAAAACAAGGAAUACAACAUUGGGUACCGUCAACUCAAGGCUGUGGACGACAAGUUCUUCUUUUCCGGCGUGCUCAAUGCAUUGCCCGAUUCGAAACUAUGCCCACUACAAAAGUUCACAGAAGGGUUUUGUGAGGUCAUAGAAAAUGGCGUUUGCGAUUGCAACGGGUCGUGGACAGACACGGUGCUGUCCUACACGUUCCUCGUUAACGCCGUGCUCACGAGCAACGUUGCUGGCGGCUCCGACAACCCGGUCUAUGUGCACCGGCCGAUCACAUACGCUGUGUUUGUCAAGGUGGAAAUCUCAGAUCUGUCAGCACAUUCUGACAAACACGAGCAGACUUUCCAUGUCCGAGCUACGUCAUGGGUCGCAAAGGCCGAGCUGAACUAUGACUUCUACGAGAAGCAGAGGGAGCAGUUAUCAAAGCUCAAGGAAAGCCUUGAAGCAAUACUGAGCAAGGAGGGCCAGAUGAUACUGCCAGAAAUUGAGACCUUUUGGUACACGAGUACAAGUUCCUGA
Messenger RNA from Trichoderma harzianum CBS 226.95, 795 nucleotides. RefSeq lists its product as hypothetical. The transcript has a single exon. The record is from RefSeq and is a predicted model, not a curated record. NCBI's taxonomy places the organism in Eukaryota, Fungi, Ascomycota, Sordariomycetes, Hypocreales, Hypocreaceae. Bases 1 to 795 code for a protein of 264 amino acids.